This is a messenger RNA of Saccostrea cuccullata (small rock oyster), 4969 nucleotides long. RefSeq names its product ATP-citrate synthase-like. Gene Ontology annotation, molecular function: ATP citrate synthase activity. Gene Ontology annotation, cellular component: cytosol. The transcript has 26 exons. Gene Ontology annotation, biological process: fatty acid biosynthetic process; acetyl-CoA biosynthetic process; citrate metabolic process. The record is from RefSeq and is a predicted model, not a curated record. Lineage: Eukaryota; Metazoa; Mollusca; Bivalvia; Ostreida; Ostreidae. The coding region runs from base 149 to 3445 and encodes 1098 amino acids.
CCAUGCAUGCACAGUAUUUUGAGAAUUCACCAUUUCUUUGUAUUCAGCUUGAAUACAUCCAAGAAAUUGGAUACCAGCACCUUUGUAAAUAUAAAUAUAGCUUAUGUGUGCUAAGAUUUAAAUCUCUUUACAGGAUUGACAGUCCACAAUGUCAGCUAAAGCUAUAUAUGAAGUCAAAGGAAAAGAGCUGCUGAACAAAUAUUUGACCGAUGAAGCUGUGAAAAAUAGGUAUGCCGUUGUCACGGAAGCUGUAAAUUGGGACACGUUGACCACAAACAAUCCCUGGCUCCUCACAGAGAAAUUGGUGGUUAAACCCGAUCAGCUGAUCAAGCGACGUGGAAAGCUAGGUCUAAUCAAGGCAGGAGUGGAUCUAGAAGGAGUGAAGGAAUGGUUAAAGAACAAACUGGGCAAAGAGUUUGAGAUUGGUGCAGCUAAAGGGAAACUCAAACACUUUGUUAUUGAACCAUUUGUGAAACAUGAACAGAGUGAGGAAUUUUACCUAUGUAUAUAUUCCUCCAGACACUGUGAUACAAUACUAUUUCAUCAUGAAGGGGGGAUAGACAUAGGUGAUGUGGAUUCAAAGGCAGUAAAACUAGACAUUCCAGUUCUUGGAGAACUCACAGACUCUGAUAUAAAAUCCAAACUGUUGUCUAACGCUCCCACAGCAGCCCAAGAACCCUUAACAAAGUUUAUCAAGGCUCUUUACACUGAAUACAGAAACUUAUAUUUUACCUACUUAGAAAUUAACCCAUUAGUGUUCACUGGAGGCAGAAUCUACAUUCUGGACCUGGCAGCUAAGAUUGACCAGUGUGCUGAGUAUCUCUGUAAGUCUUUGUGGGGAGACCUGGAAUUUCCUCCACCAUUUGGCAGGGAUGCUCUCCCAGAAGAAGCAUACAUUGCUGAACUAGAUGCUAAGAGUGGGGCAUCUUUAAAACUGACCGUUCUGAACAAAUCUGGUCGAAUCUGGACCAUGGUUGCAGGGGGUGGAGCUUCUGUCAUAUAUGCUGACACAAUAUGUGAUUUGGGAGGAGCUAAGGAGUUGGCAAAUUAUGGUGAGUACUCUGGAGCCCCCAGCGAGCAGCAGACAUAUGAGUAUGCCAAGACUAUCCUGUCCCUGAUGACUGCAGAGAUCCACCCCAAGGGUAAAAUCCUCAUCGUCGGAGGCGGCAUAGCUAACUUCACUAAUGUAGCAGCCACAUUUAAGGGCAUAGUAAGAGCUCUGAGAGAAUACCAACAGAAGCUGAUAGAAGGCAAUGUUAUUGUGUACGUCAGGAGGGCAGGGCCAAACUACCAGGAGGGGCUCAGGAUCAUGAGAGAACUGGGAAAUACCCUGGGAAUUCCAAUCCAUGUAUUUGGUCCAGAAACCCAUAUGACAGCUAUUGUCAGUAUGGCUCUUGGGAAAAGAGAGAUUCCAUUAACACCACGGCCCAUGAAUACCACGGCAAACUUUUUGUUGCCAACUGGAGGGGCCUCUCCCUCAACUAGCAGAAGGGGGUCAGUUAAUGAAUCCACACCAAAGUCUGAGGUCAAGGUCACUGUUCAAGGUGAAGGUCAAAAGGCCACAUCAAAGUCUGAGAGUACCCAGCCUCUGUUUACAGAGAAGACACAGUGUAUUAUCUGGGGGAUGCAGCAGAGAGCCGUACAGGGGAUGCUGGACUUUGAUUACGUCUGCUCCAGGCGAGACCCUUCAGUAGUCGCCAUGAUUUAUCCAUUUACGGGAGACCACAAACAGAAAUUUUACUGGGGACAUAAAGAAAUUCUUGUUCCAGUUUACAAGAACAUGGCUGAUGCAAUGAAGAAGCACCCACAGGCAGAUGUCCUCAUCAGCUUUGCUUCACUAAGGUCGGCUUUUGAGAGCACCAUGGAAACUAUGAGAUACCCACAGAUUCGUACUAUUGCCAUCAUUGCUGAGGGUAUUCCAGAAAAUCUGACAAGACAGAUCAUUAAAGAAGCUGACGAGAAAGGAGUGUUCAUCAUAGGACCUGCCACAGUAGGUGGUGUGAAACCUGGAUGUUUUAAGAUUGGUAAUACUGGAGGAAUGUUAGACAAUAUCUUGGCAUCGAAGCUGUUCAGACCUGGAAGUGUUGCAUAUGUAUCUAGAUCAGGAGGCAUGUCCAAUGAAUUGAAUAACAUCAUCUCCCUUAAUGCUAAUGGUGUAUAUGAGGGGAUAGCCAUUGGGGGUGACCGAUACCCUGGCACAACUUUCAUGGACCAUAUAUUAAGAUACCAAGAAGACCCAAAAGUCAAAAUGAUUGUAUUACUAGGAGAGGUGGGUGGUACAGAGGAAUACCACAUUGUGAGUGCUAUGAAGAGUGGACGUAUAAACAAACCUCUGGUGGCCUGGUGUAUAGGAACCUGUGCCAAAAUGUUCACAUCCGAUGUGCAGUUUGGCCAUGCAGGUGCUUGUGCUAAUGCAGAGGCAGAAACAGCCUCAGCUAAAAACCAAGCUUUGACAGAUGCAAAGGCUUAUGUUCCCAGAAGUUUCGAUGAAUUGGGCACUCUAAUAAAAGAGGUUUAUGACAAGCUGGUAGAGAAUGGGACCAUUGUACCAGAACCUGAGAGACCUCCACCUACAGUACCGAUGGACUUCACUUGGGCUAGAGAGCUUGGGUUGAUCAGGAAACCUGCAUCCUUUAUGACCAGUAUCUGUGAUGAGCGGGGACAAGAACUAUUGUAUGCUGGGAUACCAAUCACGGACAUUUUCAAAGAAGAUAUGGGUAUCGGAGGUGUGCUUAGUUUGCUUUGGUUCCAGAGAAGAUUACCAAAAUAUGCCACAAAGUUCAUAGAGAUGUGUUUAAUGGUAACAGCUGACCAUGGACCCGCCGUGUCAGGGGCUCAUAACACCAUCGUGUGUGCUCGAGCGGGCAAAGACCUGGUGUCCUGCCUAGCGUCUGGUCUCCUCACCAUUGGAGAUAGGUUUGGAGGGGCCCUGGAUGCAGCAGCCAAACAGUUCUCUGAUGCCUAUACCAGUGAUAUGAUACCAAUGGAGUUUGUCAACAACAUGAGAAAGGAGGGGAAACUUAUCAUGGGGAUAGGUCACAGGGUCAAAUCAAUCAAUAAUCCUGACAUGAGAGUGGUGAUACUUAAGGAGUAUGCCCAGAAAAACUUCCCUGCUACACCUCUACUGGACUACGCCAUAGAAGUGGAGAAAAUUACAACUUCUAAGAAACCUAACCUAAUCCUGAAUGUGGAUGGUUUUAUUGGAGUGGCAUUUGUUGAUCUGUUGAACAACUGUGGAUGUUUUACUGGUGAGGAGGCCAGAGAAUUGAUAGAUGUCGGGGCCCUCAAUGGGUUAUUUGUACUAGGUCGUAGCAUGGGAUUUAUUGGUCAUUUCCUGGACCAGAAACGACUGAAGCAGGGACUGUACCGACAUCCUUGGGACGAUAUCUCCUAUGUUAUGCCAGAAACUAUGGGAUUGAUGGGGGAGGAUACAGAUAAAAUCUAGAGAUCUUCAGACCUAUCAAAGCCAUCGGAAUGUGUCCAGGGUGGGCCUUGAACAAUCCAAGAUGACGUGAUCUCAAACGAGGGACUGAAUAUUAGUUUACAAAAUGCUUACUAGAUAAAACUGUAGGGGAAAUACUUCAAAGCCAUUGAAAAUGUUGUAGUUGUAAUCAGUUAAUUUGUUGUGGAAAUAAUCAAUUUUUGUGAUAAAUCAUUGUGCUAGAAAGUAAUACAUAGGCUAGGCUGAGAGCAGUAUUUUUGUUAUAAAAUAGCCUGUAUUUAUAUAGGGUGAAAUACAUUGGAUUUCUUGUAAAAGACAUGCAUUGACUGGACCAUUAAUUCAUACAUGUAUGAGCACUGUGUAAUUUAUUUCUGUGCAAUAGUUGCUAUCAUUUAAGAGUGCUUGAUGUUAGUUAGUGAAGUUUUUGUUUGAAUCAUAUACAACAAGUAAAUGUCUCCUUUGUUAGAGAAUGCAUUUAAACGUAUGUAAUUUAAAGUUAGUGAGCAUCUGUUUAUUUUUCUCUUCUGUUUCAUUUUGGUUUUUACUGUGGCCAUAUUAUAAAAUGUCUCAUUUCACAUUUGAUUGCAUUCUAUAAAUGUACCUGAUAUGAGAGUAUUAACGUAUUCAUGUAGUGUCUGUCAGUGUUCAAGCUGUUUAAGUUUGCAGUGUGAAAGUUUUCUGUUAUUCAGUUUUCUGAUUGUGGUUCAUUUCGUAAGCUUCCUUAUAAGGUAUUACAUAUAUUACCUUUUAGAAGUACACUAUCUAUUAAAUCAUGUAUUUUAUUAAAUACAUAUAUAAUUUAUUAUUUAAAAAAAAUUAAGCUGUAUGUUUCCGUCACAAUUUACUAAUUCUGAUGUCAGUUGUUAAUGGUUGCUUUGUUGUUUUAAUAAUUCUAAGGAAGGUGGGGUUGAGAUUAUGAAAAUAUAUACACAGGUAUGUACAUGUCAUAUCUAAUAUAUUACUACGACAUGCUUGUAUACAUAAAGAUAAUAUGCGAACUUCUUUAUUGUUUAUAUAUGUUUAAAGUAGUAAAUUAUUUUGUUACUGAAUCUCCUCUCAUAUAUAUAAAAGAUAUAUAAUACAUUUAUUACUUGAAGGAAAGCUUGAUUCUAGAAAUUGAAAUCCAGUCACCAAAUUAGAAUUUUUAUAUAUCAUCUGAAAUGUUGGUAGAAUACUUAAGUUAAAUUUUAUCAUAAUUCAUGUCGAAAUCAUUAUCAAUAUUAUUUAGCCCCUUGUGCAUUUGAUGUUACAUUGAAAUACAAAAAAAGUUAAUGGUGCAAUUCAAAUGGGACUGUGACUCUGAAUUAUGAAUAGGUCAUUUUCAUUUCAGAGGUUUUCUUUUAAGAAAAUCCAUGUAAAACAUAUCCAUUUUGUGUAUUGUCUUAGUAAGUUACUAUAAAUGAGUUGUAAUUUAUUUUUGAUUUGCAUAUCAAAUAUGUCUGCUGAUAAAAUAUGAAUAAAUUAAAGAAAUUUAACAAAACAGAAGCAUUUGAAUGGAAAUUAUCCAGAUCUGGGAGGUCUUUUGGA